Messenger RNA from Caenorhabditis sp. 36 PRJEB53466, 11971 nucleotides. The record is from the annotation of a GenBank genome assembly. Lineage: Eukaryota; Metazoa; Nematoda; Chromadorea; Rhabditida; Rhabditidae.
AUGAUACUACGAACGGGUGUCCUGAUCCUAAUCGCACAAGUGACAUGGUGUCAGAUCGGUCAGCCGGGCCAGGCUCCCGGCCAAGUGCCUCUGGAUCCGGGGUACCGACAGCCGCUCGAGCCGAUCAAGAACGUUCUGCAGGGCAGUUACGGUAACAACGUGACGCUCUACCAGAGAAAUUCGCCGUACCGCGUCUCGGGCGAUUUGACCGUCGAGUACGGGGUGACGAUGGAAAUCGAGACGGGCACGCGGAUCUACUUUGACACCGGCGUCGGGCUCAUCGUCAAGGGAACGCUCAGGGCUAUUGUGAGUCAUCAAAUAUUGAAAAAGUGCCUGCCAUCAGAUUGAGCUCCAAAAGUUAGUCUAAAAAUCCUUCAUCUCUGAAUGCCUAUAUCUCAAGAGCCAAUUAUUUUUUCAGAAUCUGGUCAACUGAAAAGUUGUUGCAAAUUUUAUGCUCUACAACUUUCUAGUUGACAAUUUUAGUCCAAAAUUUGUCAUUCUUGAGUUAUGGUCAAGUUUCUAAACAGUGCCCACUUGGGCGACAAAAAAUCGAGGAAACAGUCGCGGUUUCCAAAAAAAACCACCCAAAUCAUACUUCUAAUUUCCAUUUCCAAUUCCAAUUCGAAAUUACAUCAGUCGCCCAUCCGAAUGAGAGAGUGUUCCCAGUGUGAGAGACGCAGACGUGCGAAAGAGAGAGAGAGAGAGAGAGAGAGAGAGAGAAGUGAACAGCACGGCGGCGGCGGCGGCGGAAACGACAAUACUAACCAAACAAUGUUCGGAAACAUUCGCGCGAGGUCGGCCAACUGAAGCUAGAGGGUAAAAAGUCACAGUGGAAGCACAAUAUACUUUUAAGGGAGGGACAGAAAUGAGAGGAACAAAAAGUGGGGGUUUAAAUAUCUAGGAAUGCACAAAAACCGAUGAAAACCCGUACGAUUUUCAGGGAAAUGAGUUUGCGCACAUCGAGAUGCUUCCGUACCAGCAACAAAUCAACUACGACUCGGAAAUGCCGACAUUCCGGCUCGUGGACGGGCCUACCGUAAGACAGGGACGGCUGCAAGUACAGUUUCGGGACAGAUGGAGAUCCGUGUGCACCAUGCUCACCAAGUGAGUCUUCUAUUUCCUAGACGUGUUUUAGACGUGUUUUGAAUGAGAAUGCAACCAAUUUUGUGGAGCUAAAAUGUCAAAAACUUACAGCUGGACAUCGAUAGACACGGGCACCGCGUGCCGAUCGAUGGGCUACUCGGACGGCGGCUUCUGGAAAUGGUACCUCCGAAACAACGACACGUACCCGUUCGUGAUGCCGAAACCCGAGUGCCACGGCGCCGUCCGUGAUCUCUGGGACUGUCCGGCCUUCUCGGAUCCGUCGCGGAUCCGCCUGUCCGAGAAUCUUUGUCAGGGAGAGGACGACAUCGGCAUCUACUGCUGGGGACCGCCCGUCUUCACCGGAUGGGCGAGACAUUGGAAAGGCAUCCAGAUAUUGAACUCGCCGUUUCACUAUGUCAACUCGGAUCCGGAUUUGGUCUCGGUGAAUCGAGAAUCGAACUCUAGGCUCGAGUUUAUCGACAUUCUGUAUGCCGGUUAUGAUGGGUGAGUUGUAUAAUCUUUGAAGACCUAUAUCUCGAGAACCAAUUGUUGUUUCAAAAAGUUGGCAACUGUGAAAUUGUUGCAAAUUUUAUGCUGAACAAUUUUGUAAUUUAUUAUUUUACACCAAAAUAUGUCAAUUUUCAGUUAUGGCUCAUUUUCUGUUGCGAGUUAGAAACAGGCGCGCAAAAGUUGGCGGCACCUUUUUUAGAGCAAUAUAUCUCAGCCGCCAGUGGAGCUAUCAAAACAAUGUAAACUAAUAAGUUUUGCAUUAAAUUAUGGUGUACAUUUUCUCAGUUGACAACUUUUUCAUAUCUCUACUCCUAACCUAGAUACGGUAAUUCUUUUCAGCGCCUCCAAAAACACGACCUCGGCGCUGUACAUCGAGGGCGUUCCGCCGAUCAUGAACGGGCUACGGAUUGAGCACAGUGCUCGGGACGGUCUGCAACUGCUCGAUCCGUCCGGUCCCGCCCUCAUCGCCAACUCGACGUUCUCGUUCAACCGCGGCCACGGAAUCUUCGUGGUCAACACGACGGACGGCCGCGUCUUUGUGAACAACUCGAGGAUCGAAGGGAACUGGGGCGACGGCAUCUGGUACAAACAAAAGACCGGCGUGAAUCUGAUCAACUACGGAAUGCGGGAACGACGGAGCAUCGGGCUGCUCGAGGAGCAGAAGCCGAGAAUCGAUUUGUGCGCGGAGCAUCGAGUGUCCGAUGAGCACUUCUUUCCGCAUUUGACCGCCGUUCAUCUGAAGAACCGCACGUUUUUGGACCCGACCCAACCGCCCAUUUGUUGGAUGGUACGUCUAUGAUCUUUCGGGGACCGCGGUUCUAGAUUAUCGAAAAAAGAUCUACAGUGUGAAUUAUCUUAACAAAAACGUCAAAAUGUUGCAGACGGUCUCUCUGCCGCCGCGCCUACCGUACACCUACAGUAUCCAGUGGCUGCACAUUCGGGACCGUAACCCUCCGACCGCCAGGACCACUCUGAUCCUCUGCGAUUCGAAUAAUCCGGACGAGAAUGCGUGCUCGACACCCCGUUUUCGCAUUCCGAUCCGCGAUUCGGUCUACCCUCAGAGUAUAUCGCUAAAAAGUUCGGGCAAGCCGUUGUACGUGGCUCUGGAGCACAUUUUGGACGGCGAGCAGGCCGGAUACGUGCAGGGGACGUACAUUUACUGCUCAACAUCCAUGCGUCGGUUUUGGGUAAUCCAGGGAAUCGGGGGAAAAUGGAAAAUGAAAGAGGAAUUUGCCUGUUUAGAUAAGGCGUAUUACGGAUUGAACGUCACGAAUUGCAUCAUCGAGAAGAACACCGGAAACGGAGUGUUCGCGAAUGAAAUCAGGGAACGGACCGCCCUGACGAACGUGACUUUGGACGAGAAUCAGGGAUAUGCGGGCUUGCUCGUCAGGGUGAGUCGCCCUAUUUUGUGAUUUCCGGAACUCGUUUCCGAGAAACCUUUCCGACUUCCGCAUUCCGCAUUCCGUGAAACCUUUUUGCAGGACGGCGCAGCGGACAUCUGGCUGAACGAGACGCGAAUCGUGAAGAACUGGGGCGACGGAGUGAACAUCUCGUACGCGGGCGGCAGUAUCAUGGUCAACGGCUCGCGAAUCGAGAAGAAUCGCUGGCGCGGCGCGGCGAUCCACUACAAUCAGUCGAUUCCGUUCUUUCCGCUCUACAACGAGGUGAUCUUCAAGGGCCGCCCGUCGAACAACCUCUUCUACCUGCCGACCGUAAUCUCCGACAACGAGUGGGGCGGUCUUUUGGUCGGCAAUUACUGUGCGAGCACUGCGGAUGAGGUGAGAAUCGAGCCGAAAGUACUGAUCUCGUGGGUCGAGUUUCUCAAAAACCGCUAUCAUCCGGCGCUGGAGAUAUUCUCGUGUCGGGACGCGGCGGUCGGCGCCAGUUUAAUCGACAUUACCGGCAAUCGGGUCGACGGGAAUUUGGGCUUUGGAAUGAGGAUCUCGCCGGCCGUCAACAUGCACACCCUCAUCAGCAGCAAUCAAUUUCUGCACAACAACGACACGGCCCUUUUCAUUCGCAAUGCGCAGUGGCCUCAACUGGUGCAUCUGCCAGCCGAAGUGACCAUUUCGAAGAACGUGUUCAAGUUCAACACCGCCAAGUACAUCAUAUCGAUCGGAUUGAACGAGGACGCACGCCGACAAUUUCUCACUUUCAAUCAGCAGAAUGAGGUGGGUGAGCAAGUGCGCUCCAACGAAAUGUAGACCUUUUUUCAGGUGCGCGCGAACACCGUCUUCGACCCGUUUCCCUCGCUUCCGGCGCGUUCGACGCCGUCCGCGGCGCUCGUCGUCUCUUCGUCGAACGUGAAAAUCCAUCGGAACUGCUUCAACAACGAGCGCGCCAAGUACGAGAUCGGCACGGAGCUGGAGCGACACGCAAAGUGGAUCGACGCGCGGGAAAACAAUUGGGGAUUCCAGGAGAUUCCCCGCUUCAUCGACAAGUUCUUCGAUCAGUUCAAUCGAUACUCGCUCGCCUCGAUCGACAUUGAUCCGUACAUGGCGGCGUGCAAUCAGAGAAUGCCCUACAUUUCACUGUUGAACGGCGCGUUCCGACAAUUCCGAAAGCCUGCCGAACCACGGCUCCUCGGCGGAAUCAUCUACGAGAACCACGAUCUGCUGAAGGGACGGUACACGGUCACCGAGGACCUGCAAGUGGUCCCCGGCGCGAAAUUGACGAUCGCGAGUGGGAGUGUGCUUGAGUUUCAGCACGGAAUCGGCAUGAUCGUGCAGGGGGAUCUCAUCCGGAACGAGUACGAUCAGGACGAAAAAGUCAUUUUCACGUCGACGCCGUUCACUUUGGAAAAGCGCCCGAACAUCCGACUCGUGGAUGCGGAUGGGAACGACGAAGUCACCGAAGGACGGCUCGAGGUUCUUGUCGACGAGCAGUGGGGUCAGUCGGUCCAUUACCAACGAGCAAUUGAAAUAAUAUUAUCGUUUUCAGGGACUGUCUGCAACCGCAGUUGGACCGCCCAUCACACAAUUCUCGCGUGUAACCAACUGGGACUGGUGGCCGACGUUCAGUACUUCGAGAAUUGGCGGAUAUUCCCCGAGGAAGGCGAUUUGCCGAUGGUCAUGGACAAUAUCAGAUGCGAGGAGAACGAGGUGGAUCUGACAAAGUGUCGGCACGACGGAAUCGAACGGAAUUGCGCGGCCGGGUGUCGGAAGACUGAAGUUGUUGGUUAGUAUUCUGGGAGAUUAAUAAUAUCUACGCCCCUACUUUCAGGUCUCCGCUGCCUGGAACCCCGUUGGGCGGGCGUCCGCUACUCGUUGCUCGCGAAUCCGCCGACCGUAACCGGCCAGACGACGAUGGAUAACUGGCUGAUCGAGAAGGGCGGUCUCUUCGAUUUCCGCACCGCCCGCUUCUGUGCCGCGUUCAAAAUCGACUGGAACUACCACACUUUCCAUCGGCUCGAAAUCAAGAACAACUUUUGGGAUGGGGUGGACGUGGUCUACAACGAUCUGAUUAAAAAGCCGGCGAUUCGGAACAGCCUCAUUUAUAACAAUCGACACAAUGGCUUCCACGUUCGCUCCGCCGGGAUUACGGUAGAAAAUGUGUGUUUUCUCCGGAAUACGGAAGUCGGAACAAAAGACGUAUUUUCAGGUGACAAUAAACUUUUCGGGCCAGUCGGGAAUGCGCUACAAUCCGUCGGUGUCCGCUCUCGAACAGGACGAUAUCGUCUCGUGGCUCAGUCUCCGAGAGCAACCCGAACUGGAGGCCAACAAUAUUUUCCGAAUUCCGGAUAACAAUCUCGAUUUGAUCGAGGUAAACGACUGGAAAAAUGACAAAAAAACAACAACAGCAAUAUUUUCAGGUGAUGGAAAGCAAUUUGAAUCAGCGCAAGUUCCUGGUGGCAUCGGAGACCGACGAUUGUCCUGAAGGUAAAAAACUGAAAAAGGGGUGUAAAAGUACAGUAACCGGUUCGGACCUUCAGAUCCACUUCAAGAGUGCGUCUACAAUUUGAUGAUCCGAGCACAGGGCCAUCAGUACGGAAUGGCCUCCAAAAUGGCCAUUCAAAUUGUGAAUCCGCCCUCGAACACUUCCGAUGAGGACGCGGUUUUUACGGAAAACGGAAAGAAUUGGAGCGCCCGCAAAGACCAGAUUUAUGUGAGUUUUUGCGGAAUUCGGAAGUCGGAAAGCUGGAUUCCCGCCCCAACUAUUGUCUCUUUUUUCAGUUCCCCGUGAUUUCGACCGAAAAUGAGAUGCGAAUACGGUACACAAGAUCGUACGGAAAACCAAAAUUGGUCAUUUUGGUGCUCUAUUUGGAUAGUGAGUUUUUUUUUAAAGUUAUGGCCUAGCAAAAUCUCUUCCACACGGUUCUAGAACCCCAAGAACCCCAAGACCACCAAGUUAAAUUUCAGCGCAAGAGUACGUGGACCGAUUCGUCCACGUGUACCAGUCGCGGAUCGAGGAUAACCAGUACGGUUUCUCGGCGGUCCACUACAGUAACCUGACGUAUCCGGACGGCCGGCUCUCGAACCGCUGGGACCGCGAGAAGAUCUGGCUGCAAAAGGUGAACUUUACGCGGAACUCGGAGGCGGUCCUCUGGCUCCACUCGCCGCAACACGCGGUCCCGCUCGGCACGCCGAUUGCCGAGAUCACCUAUCACUUUGACAACUGCUCGGUGACCGACAAUAGCGGACCGAUCAUAGAGUCGCAUCGUGAUCUCUACGCGUCCGCCAACGUUUUCCACUGGAUCCUCUGGUCGAACACUUUUGCGAAUAAUUCGAAGAGCGGCAUUGCCGUGGCCCUUCCGGAUACCUACGAUUUGUUGGCCAAACAACAGCACAGCUUCUGGGUGAGCCUUUUUUUCUCGAAAAACGCAAUUUUCAAAAUUUGCAGCUGACGGAGAACCGUUUCGAGCGGAACGACGACUUCCGAAUCCUUCUGGACGGAUACUACGCGUUCGCCAACAUUUCUUCGAACAAUUUCACGGAGAACAUUGCGCCGGACGGCUUCGGAAUCGUCGAAUUGCGUGGAAUGGAGAAGCGGCUCGUCUGCGAGCGCAACCGAUUUUUCCUCAAUUGGGGCCACUGGAUGCUCAAGAUCGACGCGACGUCACAGUAUUUGCGGGCGGUCGACGUGGCGAGCCUCGUGCGCUACAACUACAUUGAGAAGAACGCGUUCAUCCGCAAACGCGCCGACUACGUGGACAUGUGGCCGCGAUCGUUUGCGCUCGGCGUGUUCGGAGCACAAAGAGUCGAGGUGCACUUCAAUCGGCUCAGCAAUGAACUCAUCGACUUUGAGCUCGUUUCCGGAGCCAGGGUUCGUCGGCAAUCCCAACUUGGGAUGCCCUCACAAAUGUGGCCUUCUUUCAGUAUUCGGAGAUCUCGGAGACGAUGAACGCGACGUACAACUGGUGGGGAACCGGCAACGAGGCGGUCAUCUCGCAAAGGGUUUUCGAUUUCGACGACUGGAACACGUACAUGCGCGCCGAGUGGUCGCCGUUUUACGUGUCCAACGAUCUGUCGAUCAACUUCUGGUGGAACCCGUUCCGCGACGGACAACUCGCCAAUGCCACGUACAUCGAACCGACGGUAUCCGAUUUGCACGGACGAGUUUACGAGGACAAGAACAUGACUCUCAUCACGGAGCGGUGGUACGAGUUCCCGCAUUACUAUCGGGUCGGUCGUCUACAGUACUCCUCAAAAGAACUGGUCCUCCUUUUCAGCCGUUCCGUCCCUACCGUAUCACUCGUGACGUCACCAUUAUGCCCGGCGCCACGUUGUACAUUCAGGAGAAUGUCGAAGUGCACAUUUGGCCGAACGUUCGGAUCCUGGUGCUCGGAAACCUUGUGGCCGAGGGAUCCUACUGGCAGCCAAUCAGGUGGGGACUGGAAAUGUUUGGCCAAAAAAACUCGGCUGCGAUUUUCAGAUUCAAACCGAUCAACACGACCGAGUACCUCGAGAUCAAGGGCAAAAUUCCGACGGAAUACCGAAAAAAGCGGGGCGUCGUUUUUGAAAACGGACCGGAAACGUUCAAGCUUCGGCCUAAAACCCGACGGCCCAAAUGGUCGACGAACAACGAGCGGCCGAGGCCCAAAAGGGCUUCAGACCGGGCCAAGCCCGAUUUAGUGUACCGGCAGUUUCCGACUCUCCAUCGCGACGAUCCGUAUUAUCAGAGAUUCACAGUGUCCCUCACGGCGAACGGUUCGGAUUACGGUAGAUCCGGAUUUGUGCAAAUCUACAAUUCGACGACGGGCGAGAUGGUUCCGAGUUGCGAUCGACAGUUUACGAUCCGAAAUGCGCAGGUCGUGUGCCGGGAACUCGGGCUCGAGACUCAGAAUGUGUACCAUUGGGUCACCGAGCGAUGGGACUACAAUCCACAGCUGCGCAUCAUCAAGACGUACAUGGAACCGCGCGAGUGUCGCGGCGACGAGCCCAGUCUGGACCGGUGCAACCUCCGACUCAGCGGCAACGACUCGCAGUGGAUGUGCAUCGAUUCCGAGCACUUCAACUACGUCUAUUGUGGAUCGAAUCGAAGUCUGAGCCGCGAGUACAUCGGCAACUGGGGCGGCAUCACCUUCGCUCAGCCGGGAUUGGAGCACGAGUACGGCGAGCAGCGGAGGGCGGCGCAGACGAGCGAGAAGUCGAUUCUGAGAAAUGUGGAGAUUGUCGGCGGCGGGCACGGACACAACGACACGUGGCAAUCGGCCGGCCUUCAGAUAUUCCAUCGGGCGCCCAUCCUGGACCACGUGAAUGUGACGAACUGCUCGGUGAACGGAGUGCAGGUGAUCUCGCCGAGUGAUCGGAUCACACUUCUCAAUUUGAAUGUGACGGACAAUCACGGACAGGGCAUCAAUAUAAUGACGACGUUCGUGCAGGCGCCGAGCACUUCGCAGGAGACGAUGCGCAAGCCGAUGACGAUACCGUACUACAGUCAGGGAAUGCUGGACAUGUGCGCCGCCGCGAAGAGGCUCGACGUCCGCAAUCGCAUUAUGGUAUGUACACGUUUUUCACCGGUUUUCACGACUCUAGGACAACUCGACAACUCGAACCUAGUUUCGAAAUGUCCGGAAAUCUACAGUCCACACUGACUCUUUGCCAUUCCGUCCUUUCAGCUCUACUACAAGUACGACUCGUACCCGGUCGACUGCGUCAAGAUCUUCACCUCGGCGGGCCGUCGUGUCGCCUUCCGAAUAGUCCAAUAUCACCUGUACUCGUCGCCGACGGACCUCGGAAGAUCGGACGCCCUUCGGAUCUACAGCUCCGAGUCGUUUGCUCCGAUGAACCUGCUGGCCGACUUCCGACAGAACUACCAGUCGGCCGAUCCCUCCGUGGCCGUUUCCUCCGACGUUCUGGCCAUUCAUUUGAGGGCCACCGCCGCCGACGGCGUCUACGGGUUCAUCGCGGAGGUUUCGGCACUGCCCAGCAACGCCGAGCAGCGUGAGUUGUCCUCGAAUCUUUGGUCUUCAAGCAGUCGGUUGUUUCUUUUCAGAUACUGUCGGAGAAGUGAUCAUCCGCGCGUCGCGAAUCGACAACAACGACCGCGGAGCCAUCGAGUACUCGAAUCUCGGCGAAAUGAGCCCCAAUCUGGUCAUCGAGAGCUCCUCGUUCUCCUUCAACGGAAUCCACUUGUUCGGAAACAUUUCCACGUCGAGUCAGGCUGUUCAGCUGCACUUGCACAACACUGUCGUAAGUGUUACAGUUUAUUCAAGACGAUGUAUCUCAACUGCCGGUGUAGAUAUCAAAAAGUCGUCAACUGACAAAAUGUUCACCAAGAAAUUGUGCACAUUUUGUCAGUUGACAACUUUUUGAUAUCUCAACUGGGCGCUGAGCUAUUUUUAAAAGUUGCAGUGUUCUUUCAGUUCUUCCUGUUCCGCUCGAACGCAGUGGCGCACAACCGCGGCGGUCUGUACAUCUCCGCGACGUCGAGCAGUCCGGUGGUCCGUCUCGCGGCGCUCGUCAAAAACUGUCUGUUCGCCUACAAUUCCAACUCGACGACGCUGGCACUCUCGGGCAACAACUAUCAGCAGAUCGCCGUGCUGAACAACGUGUUCAGCCACAACUACGCGCUCUACCACGACACAAUUGUGGCGCAUGACGUGGCAAUCAACAUGAGCCUCAACACGAUCUUCGACAAUACCGGACUGCACACGCUGGAUGUGCAUGAGAACUCGAGAGUCUCGGCGGACAAGAACGUCUUCUUCUACAAUCAUUUCUACGAUAAUCUCGCACUCGGACACGGACAUCAGUACCUCGAAAUGUACGGAUUUCAGCCGCUUCUUCGGGAGAACAACGAGUUCCUGAAUCGGCCGAGACGACAGGUUCUGACGCAGCAAGGAGUCUCAUUCGACUGGUGGACCCACGUGGACAACGAAACGACCCGAUAUCGAUCGACGAUCAUUGCGGGCGGCGCGCAAGAGAUCUUCAAGUUCAACACGUUCAACGACCCGAAAAACGAUUACGAACUGACGACCGGACGGCAGUCUCAGUACGAACUGGGCGCCAUUGACGCCCGCGAAAACUACUGGGGCUACCCGGGAACCGUCGGCGUCGCGUCGGGCAAGAUCCGCGAUCAGGAGGACUAUCCGGCACUCGUGAAGGUCGAAUACGCGCCGGUCUUGGAGUCGAACACGAGUCUCAUCGAGGGAGACUGCCCGGCCGGCUGGUUCCAGGCGGGCCACAACGAGUUCAAGUCGUGCUUCUUGUUUGUCGCGGCCUCGGUGACGUACGUGCGGGCCGUGGAGUACUGUAAAGAGCUCGGAGCAUUCGUGCCCUACUUGCGGAUCGAUGAUAUUCUGCAAUCGCAAUUGGCGCAGCGCAUCGAAAAGUUCUCGAUCGAGCUGAUCACGGAGCAGGAGAGACUCAAGGCUUAUGGGGUCGAGGAUGACGUGCACGUGUGGAUCAGUUCGGUUACGGUGCCGAACACUCAGUGCGGUUGGCUCAGCGCCCGCACCAAACGGAUCGGCGUCACGAAUUGCAACGUUCUUCUUCCGUUUGUCUGCGAGAAAGGAACGCAUCCGUACUCGGAGCCGAUCCUCUGGAGGACCGGAGUCGUCAUUCCGAUCAUCAUCGCCGCCGUCGUUCUCGCCGCACUCGUUGUCCUUCUGGUUUGCUGGUGCAUCAAGUCGAGGAAGCGGAACGAGGUGUUGAUUGAGCGGAAGAAGAUGGCGAGGGCCAGUUUCAAACUGCAAAAGUGAGUUGGAUUCGGAUUCAAUCGAACAACUUGAUGGAUUUAUUACAGAAAAGAGCAAGAAUUCGAGAAGAGCCAGUUCAAGAGUCGAAACGCGCACAGCCACACUUCCGGACACGCGAGCCUGAACAGUGGGACCACCGCGAGUGCCUACAGUGUUCCCGGGUAAGACUAGUGGCACCUCGGAUCCUCAGAACACAAUCUAUUUCAGACGAGACCGGCUGACCACGAGAGCACCGUAUCCGCGGUCCCCGACGGAUACGCUCAGCACGGGAACAUCGGAUCGCACCUUUUCGUACACGACAUUCACUCCGCAAGGAGGACCAACCACUGCUACGGGCACCUAUCAGACGAGGUCCAGGUACUGUUUGUUUAAAGUGAUAUAUCUCAUCUGCCGGUAGAUAUAUGAAAAUGUUGUCAACUGAUAAAGUGUUCAUCAAGAAAUUUUGUACAUUUUAUUAGUUGAUAACUUUUUCAUUUCUCUGCGGAGAGCUGAGAUAUGUUAGCAAACGCACCGUUACCCUUUUUCAGUCGGCCCUACCGCUCAGUCUCGACGGAUCCGAACGGAUACUCGGAGAUCACCGACCGUACGACGACGGCCACGCCCACAACUACAGUACCCUACAACGCCGUCAAAAUGCGUCCGUCGACCAUUUUGACGAGCGACACUUCGGACGUCACCUCGUGCAGCACUUGCCCUUCGGAUUCCGGUACGUCUCCUCGUCGAACGUUGUUUCAUUCAAAGUUAUUCUCGUUCAGAACGAACCUCGACGGCCACCGACAUUUCCACGUCAUACACGAGCGACGCGUCGGUGAGCACUCUCCAAUCGACAGUAAUCCGAGCACCGGCCGCCGCUCCGAGAUCGCCGCGAAGGGAUGGACCGACGAGAAAUUCGACGGGAUUCCUCGCCCACAACAACAACUUCCAACCGCUGCCCACCGAACCGCCAAGGUAGGCAAAAAAAAGGAAAACGACUACAGUACUCUUUGGAGGGAUGAUAGCAAAAAAGUGUGAACGGUGUGUAGAUUACCGUCUAAAAGUUCUAGAACGUUUUAUUAUCCCUGAAAAAAAAGUUACACCCACUCAAAGUUUGCCAUUUUUUGCAGAAACGAAACCAUUUUCAUUUUCAGACAAGCUCCGCCACCGCAACCGGCUCCCCGCUCUUUUAAUCAUUUUGUCGAGCUGCAUGCUCCGCCACGUACCGGAUCUCUCCAAAAGCCGCCAGUCAUCGAGACCUCCAUGUGA